UACUUUACACACCCUGUGUUUUCACGUCGAACCAACGCCAUUUACAAUUUGUGAAGUAAAUUUUAAGAAGUAAUUUUGCCGGCUGCGGCGUUAUUGUUGUUUUAUUAAUUUGACUAGCUCUCUUCGUGGAAAAAUUCAAAGCACUCACUCGAAAUGGCGCGUGCCCACUCUCCCGUUGCUGAGGGUGAGAAGGACCAGAAGGAUAACAAAGAGAAGGACGCGAAGGCGGUUUCUUCCAACUCGACUCGCAGGGAGCGAGAGCGCAAACGACGUGGCUCUGCUUCCUCAAGCAGCGACUCCAGAAGCAGCUCAUCUGACAGCAGCUCCUCACGCAGUAGUAGCGGUUCAGACUCACGAUCAAGCUCGAGCAGCUCUAGUGAUUCAUCCAGCUCUUCGUCUUCAUCGUCGAGCGAUUCGGAUCGAAGUGAGAAGGAUCGCCGACGCGUCGGUGCCUCAGCUAAGGAUGCGUCCCGUUCGCCACGACGGGUAACUAAAUCUCCCCGUGCCACUAGCAAGGCCCGCAAAGAUACCGAACGAGACCGAGAGCGCACUGAACGGGAACGCUUGCCACGCAGUCGUACCCGCUCCAGAGAUCGAGUGCGUCGCAGCUCCACUGAACGCGCCACCGAGAGCAAUAAUAUAAAACGCGAGCGUUCCCGCUCCGCCAGCCGUUCCCGUUCGCCCCGACGUCGAGGUCGUGGCUCCGCAGAACGCACACCACCACCAAAACGCCGAGAACGCUCACGUUCUCGCACCCGGUCGAGGUCCCCGACACCAAAGCCGGUGCGCAUACAUGUCGGUCGUUUGACCCGGAACGUGACGAAGGAGCAUGUCUUGGAGAUAUUUAGCAGUUUUGGCGAUAUAAAGAACGUAGAGUUCCCUACCGACCGAUAUCAUCCGAAUUUCGGACGCGGCAUCGCUUUUGUUGAGUAUGGCACGCCUGAGGACUGUGAGUCGGCUAUGAAGCACAUGGAUGGCGGACAAAUUGAUGGCCAGGAGAUCACAGUAUCGCCCGUUAUUGUGCCGAAACAGCGACCGCCGAUGCGGCGUCCAUCGCCCCAAAUGCGUCGUCCUCCCGGUGGUCGUUGGCGGUCCCCCCCACAAUUCAAUCGGUUUAACAAUCGAGGUGGACGUCGACCAUCACCGCCGCGCGGUCGUCGCUCCCCGCGCCGUCGUUCACGUUCACCCAUACGUCGUCGUCGCCGCAGCAACAGCUCCGACAGCUCCCGCUAAAAUAGUUUAAAAACAAUGCUUAACAGACGAACAUGAAAUUUUUUCAUAUUUAUAGAAAAACAAUACGAUUAUAUACUUCAAUUCCAAUUAACAAUUGUAGACAAAAAAACAAAGCACCAUAAAUAUAUUAAAAUUGAAAUUCA
This is a messenger RNA of Scaptodrosophila lebanonensis, 1376 nucleotides long. RefSeq names its product RNA-binding protein with serine-rich domain 1-A (gene RnpS1). The transcript is spliced from 3 exons. NCBI's taxonomy places the organism in Eukaryota, Metazoa, Arthropoda, Insecta, Diptera, Drosophilidae. The record is from RefSeq and is a predicted model, not a curated record. Gene Ontology annotation, molecular function: RNA binding. Gene Ontology annotation, cellular component: ASAP complex; cytoplasm; nucleoplasm. Gene Ontology annotation, biological process: mRNA splicing, via spliceosome. Bases 154 to 1233 code for a protein of 359 amino acids.